AUGACUUCAACUGGCCGCUUACGUACGAUGCGAUGUGAGUUGGGUUACGUACGUCGAGCCGAUGGCUCCUGCUCCUACUCGCAAGGCAGAACUUCACUUUGGGCAAGUUGCUCGGGACCAGGUGACAUUCAUAUUGCUCGUCGUGAAGAUGAACAAAUGCACCUCGAUGUGAGUUUCCGCCAACUCACAGGAGAUUGUCAAUAUCAUCAGUUGAACAACAUAAUCCAAUCGACACUGGAAUCAGUACUGGAUUUGAAAAUGUUCCCAAGAACAGGAUUAACGCUGAACAACAUAAUCCAAUCGACACUGGAAUCAGUACUGGAUUUGAAAAUGUUCCCAAGAACAGGAUUAACGGUAACGGUGCACUUGCUCCAAGCCGAUGGAAGUGUUGGAGGAGCUGCACUUACUGCUGUUGGAUUAGCAGUAUUGGAUAAUGGAAUAUCAAUCAGAGCUCCUUUCUGCGGCGUAGAAGUGUGCCAAGUGGAUGGUAAAUUGGUGUUGGAUGCAGAUGCCAGAACACAAGCGAGAGCGCAAGCCACUUGGCUGUUUGCUUUCAUUAGGAAGGCUGAUGGUGAUGCUGAAAUGGUGGCUUCUGACUCUUUUGGCCCAUUCAAGAUGGACACAUUCGCGUCAGCACUGAGUUUAGCACGAAUGGGAGCACAGCAGAUAUUCUCCUUCUACAAGGAAAUGAUGGAAAGAAAACUAAGCGUCGACGUCUUCCCGAAAUCGGAAUAG
Cooperia oncophora is the source of this 735-nucleotide messenger RNA. The record is from the annotation of a GenBank genome assembly. NCBI's taxonomy places the organism in Eukaryota, Metazoa, Nematoda, Chromadorea, Rhabditida, Trichostrongylidae.